AUGCCGAUAGUAAUUCUGAUAUUCCUUAUUUGUACUGUUGCGUGUCAAGAUGAUUACAGUAAGUUGUUUUUGAACUCUUUUUUUCUUUAGCUAAUGAAACGCUAGUAAAAGCUUACAUUUGUUGAUUUUUCAUCACUGAGGUGUUAACUGAGUUUAAUUGUUCCGACAAACUUUUUCUUAAACUCAAACGAUAAGACAUUUUCACAUCCUCAACCAUCUGUAAGGUUUUUUUAGUUUUAAAGUAAGCGACGUUAUGAUCAAAAAAAAACUCUCAACUCAAGUUUGACCUCUUUCAAAAUCAAUCAAAAAAAUUUUUUUGAUUUUUUUUUUUUUUUGAUGAAUCCAAGAAUUUACCGAUGCUUCUGAAUGCCACGGCGCACAAGAAGCCUGUUUUCAUAGAAGAAAGUGUUCCACUCGUUUCAGUAUUGUCACGCGAAUCAGUACAACAACUGGAUGACUGGGAGCUUCGUGUACUCCGAGAUUUCGUCCGUGGGAAGGGAAGACCAAUUCUAGAAAGAAUUCCUCUUGACGUCAGCGACGACGGUAUGGAGUCUUUGCUCGACCUCACAAAUCCCAUGCUUGUCCCUCAAGGCGGGAUGAUGAUGGUUUUUUAAAACUAAUAAUAUUUCAUUUGAUGAAUUCCGCAGAAAGUGCAGCCUGAGCCAAGAUUGCUAACACCGAAGCCGAAGUCAAAUGCUCCCAGGCCUUCUGUUGAUGAUUACAAACAACUUGCAAGUGUCAUACAGGCAAGUUUCUUUAUUUUUUGAAAUUCAUAUUUUGAUUCAGAUGUUCAUAGAUAGAAGGACAAGCAAGCCUCGGACACGUCCCAAAGAAGUUCGGCUUCCGUCUGUGAAACCUAUUCGCUCCAGAAGUGAGGCAAUUUUAGGAAUUUUCUUCAUAAAAACAAUGCUCACCAGAAUAACAAAAAAUACCUAACUUCAGCAGAGCCACUACCAAAUGCAAUAAUAACUGCACCACCAGAAGAUGAACUAUCGCCGAGGUCUGAAUUUCCAGCCAAUGUGAGCUCCUUUCUUAUUGAGGAACGAUUUGAAAUUUCUCAGAACGAAGCGAAGCUCUGGAAGCCUAUGCAGCGAUUCACUCCUCCUAAAACCGCCGGUGAGUGCCGUUUGCCAGAAAGAACAACAUUCUCUGCCGGUACCGGCAGAUUUGUGCAGACACGCGCGUCUCUCGCGCCGACCGCUUGACGGCGGCGGCGGCCAUCCAUCUCUGAAUUCUCUUUUCCCCUCCGAACCCAGUAUCCGCUUCUCUAGACAAUUGGACAAGAUGUUCGGAAAGGAGAGAAAGAGGCAGUGGGAUGUGUACAACUAGACAGGCUUCUUACGUCGGAGAGACGGUAGUCGAGACCCUUUCCCACUCGUUCCUGAUGGCGUCGAAUAUUUGGGCAGGCUGACGCGUGUCACAUUGCUCGGCGUUCCAGGAAUUCUGACAGGAUUCUUCUGAAAAUCCGCGUCAUUCUAGGCGUUCAGAUUCAAACUUUAAACAGCUGAAUGUCAGAAAAAAAAUAAAGUCUAACUGUUUGAAAACUGAUCAGAAUUUUUUUUUGAUAUUCCACUUCAAUCCUUUAUUUUCUAAGCUUUCGGAAAGACUUCAACUUGAUUUACUUACUUUAGAUUUUUUUUUUUACUUCAAAGAGACGGCCCUUGAAUGUUGAAAAGCUGACCUCUUUGAGCCUUUCAGGAACCUUCUCUGGUUUAUCGAAAAGUGUACGGAUGAUUUUUAAAAAUCUGAAGUCAUCUGAAGUCAUCCCAAAAAAGGCGUUUUUAAACUUAACACAAGUUCGAAGUAUUGAAACAGUGAUUAAGAAACUUCUGCGGGGACCCGAGAACUCUACGAAAAAAGAAUGGAAGAGCUGAGCGCUGAACUCUCAAAAAUAAUGAAAAAGAUCGAAGAGGCUUCUAAAAACGACUCCCCACGAGUUCAUAUUUUGAGGAAUGUAAGGAAUAACCGGAAAACAAAAAGGAAAAAUCAGAUUAUCAGGGAUCGGCUGAGCAAAUCAACACAGGAGAAUACAUCUUUAUCGCUUCCGUAACGCUAAUUCGCGAUCGUGACGUCAACAUUCUCGUAGACACCGGUCUUGGAACAAACAUCAACGCUCGGACCGCCCUAUUAGAAAGUUAGUUUCAAUCAAGAUUGACCCUUGUGGUGGGCGCCACUGAAAAGAAACAGGAGGAUUACAGUAUGGUAAUAAUAAAAAAUUUUUUCCGGUUUGAAAGCUUUCGACUUGUCUCCUCCUUCCAUCAACGUAGUUGUCACAACUCAUGGCCAUCCCGACCACGCGGGCGGAGUUCACGACUUCCCAGACGCCGUUCAUUACCACAGUUGGUUCUCCCAUCACAGAACGCGCUUCAACCUCACCGCACUGUUCGAGGUCUCAUUUCAAAAAACCGGAAAAAUAUUCAUUGCAAAAUUUGAAGAACGAAUAUUUGAACUUGACGGAAAACGUGUCCUUAGUGAAAGUGCGAGGCCACACCUCUGAAGAUGUUGCGGUGAUCGUGCGGAAUGAGCCUACUCUGGGAACUGUCUUCGUUUCUGGUUGCCAAAAAAGCCAGUGGCAAACAAUAAAACCGGUUUGAGGGGACAUUUUCAUGCGGUCAGAAGACUUGGAUCAUCCGAUGAUGUGGCAACCGCUGUCCAGCGACGUCGCAGCGCAAAAAGAAGCUCGUCGCAAGUUCGGGUGCAUUUCCGAUUGGAUCGUCCCAGGACAUGGACCUGCGUUCCCCGUUACCUCAAUUGUCAAAAAUUCCCUCAAAUGUCAUUGAUUUUUUUACAAUCUAAAAUAAAUUGCUUCUGAUAUUUUCCAGAAUAUAUAAUGAAUAUUUUUGUUUCGUUUGCUCACGUUUGAAUUAGGAUUUCAUCAGUUUUUUGAAGAAAAUUUUCGAAAAUUAUUGAGUAAAGAAAAUAGUUUGUUUACCACGACUUGAGAGCUAUUUGUGUAUUUCCUCUCCUAUUGGCAAAGUUAUUGAAGUAUGAAAAUAGAAAAAAAAGCGCAGAAAAUUCCGAGUGAAAUUCGUUGUGGCAAGGGUAUACAAAUGACGUCUUUACGAAAAAAUCUAAGUUCGGCAUAAUUGGCAUUUUCAAAUUUUUUGUCCACUUUGUCUUUUUUCAUCACUUAAUAGACUUUUUCUAACCAAAAGAAUUGUCAAAAUGAAUCUGAAGAAAGUGACAAAAGGCUCUAGUAAAUCCAUUCAUGAUGGUUUACUCGUGAUUGAAAUCGAUAUGAAGCGUCGCUUACACUGAUUGCGAGGGUCUCGUGGUUCGAUAAAAUUAUAUAAGAGUGGUCUUUGCGAAUUUUGUCGGUGAUCCCUUGCAGGAAUAGGCGGAAGCCUGCUUUAGUGAUAGCCGCCGUCCUCAGAUCUCGUUAUCGUCUGCCGAUGGAUUUGCCGCUCGACGCUUCACGACUGAUUCAAUUCACGACGCGUCACCCGCAGUUAUAG
Caenorhabditis auriculariae is the source of this 3455-nucleotide messenger RNA. Lineage: Eukaryota; Metazoa; Nematoda; Chromadorea; Rhabditida; Rhabditidae. The record is from the annotation of a GenBank genome assembly.